AUGGUUUCCUACACUCCCAUCCGCAUGGCCGAGUUCAAGAGCGCCUACGGUCCCAAGUACCACUCUCAGCCUAACCUGGCUGGCUUCACUGUUCAGUCUGCCACCAGAAUCGGCACCCGUCUGGCCUUCUACGGCGCCCCCGCCGUCGUUGGUGUCCUCCUCUUCGCCAACGGUAUCCCCCGUGUGCAGCGCGACAUCCUCCAGAAGGUCCCCUUCCUCGGUGACUUCUUCCGCAAGGAGAUCCACCCCGCCGACAACCCCUUCUAA
Messenger RNA from Fusarium falciforme, 267 nucleotides. RefSeq lists its product as hypothetical. Gene Ontology annotation, biological process: mitochondrial electron transport, ubiquinol to cytochrome c. The transcript is spliced from 6 exons. The coding region runs from base 1 to 267 and encodes 88 amino acids. Lineage: Eukaryota; Fungi; Ascomycota; Sordariomycetes; Hypocreales; Nectriaceae. The record is from RefSeq and is a predicted model, not a curated record.